Molecule: messenger RNA, 1137 nt
Organism: Saxophila tyrrhenica
Lineage: Eukaryota; Fungi; Ascomycota; Dothideomycetes; Mycosphaerellales; Extremaceae
Exons: 3
Coding region: 1-1137 (378 amino acids)
Molecular function (GO): 2-oxoglutarate-dependent dioxygenase activity
Source: RefSeq, a predicted model, not a curated record
AUGGCAGCGGCAGCAGUAGAACCCUCGUCAACCCAAACAGAAGCCCGGCAAGCAGCCCAAGCAUAUCUCAACUCCCGCCUCACCAAUGGCACAUCAACCCCAUCAACAAAUCCCGGCCAAAAAUCCCCCUUCACCAUCCCCGUAAUCGACAUCUCUCCCUCAUUUUCCCCCAACCUCGCCGACCGCAAAGCAGUCGCCGCCCAAAUCCACGCCGCCUGCAGCACCUCGGGCUUCUUCCAAAUCACCGGCCACAACAUCCCCUCUUCCACCCGGCAAGGCAUCCUCGACCUGGCGAAACGCUUCUUCCACACCUUGCCCCGGGAGAAGAAAGACGCCCUGCACGUCCGCCACUCCAAGUAUUUCCGCGGCUGGGAGCCAGCGGAGUACACGUACGUCAACCCGGCGGACUGGACCGGUGAGCAAGCAGCACCCGAGACGAAGGAGGGGUUUAAUUGGGGGUACGAAGAAGGGCUGGAUGCUACGGGUGGGGACGGGGCGUACGUGGAACUCGAUGGCGGGAAGGGCAACGGGAAUGUGUGGCCGCGGGAAGAGGAUCUGCCGGGUUUUUAUGCGACGGUGCGGGAGUAUUAUGCGGAGGUGUUGGGGUUGGCGAGGCAUUUGUUCCGGUUGUUUGCGCUGGCGUUGGGGUUGGAGGAGGGGGCGUUUGAUGGGAUGGUGACGCAUCCCGGCGGGAUCGCGAGACUGCUCUACUACCCUCCUUCGAAGGACCCGCGGCCGCUGGAGGCUGGGAGGAAGGACGAUGAGAUUGGUCUGGGUGCGCAUACGGAUUAUGAGUGCUUUACCAUUCUGCUGUGCUCGUCGGCGCCCGGGCUUGAGAUUCUGAGUCCGGAGGAUGAGUGGGUGGAAGCGAAGGCGGUGGAGGGAGGUUUCGUGGUGAAUGUGGCGGAUUUCCUGAUGAGGUGGACGAAUGGGGUGUAUAAGAGUACGGUGCACCGGGUGGUGAAUCGGACGAGGGAGGAGAGGUACAGUGUGCCGUUCUUUUUCAGUAUUAAUUAUGAUCAGAUGGUUGAGACAUUGCCGAGUUGUAUUACGCCUGGCAACCCUUCGCGGUAUCCGCCUGUGAGGGCUGGGGAGUACGUGUUGGAGCGGUUGAAGGCGACGGCGAAGGAUGGGUAG